Molecule: messenger RNA, 905 nt
Organism: Sorghum bicolor (sorghum)
Lineage: Eukaryota; Viridiplantae; Streptophyta; Magnoliopsida; Poales; Poaceae
Product: Golgi apparatus membrane protein-like protein ECHIDNA
Exons: 6
Coding region: 143-694 (183 amino acids)
Biological process (GO): protein secretion; vesicle-mediated transport
Cellular component (GO): Golgi membrane
Source: RefSeq, a predicted model, not a curated record
CAUUUGGUUCUCCCGUUGCCCCCCUCCCUCGUCUCUGCUCUCGCUGCGACGACUGGGCGAUCGCCGCCGCUCUCCGCCCCCGCCCCCGCUCCCCGUCCCCGUACGCCAGGUGCCCAGGUCGUCGUCGGGCCCUUCGCCGGCGAUGAGCACCCAACAGGAGGUUACUGAGAACUAUGCAAAUCCUAAGACAUGCUUCUUCCACGUGCUCUUCAAGGCAUCGGCAUUGGCGUUCUACAUACUGUCCACACUGUUCGUGAACAACUUCGUCAUCAUCUUUGUCAUCACUGUGCUCCUCGCAGCACUUGACUUCUGGGUCGUCAAGAAUGUCAGCGGAAGGAUACUGGUUGGGUUACGGUGGUGGAAUGAGAUUAAUGACGAGGGAGAGAGUGUUUGGAAGUUUGAGUGCCUUGAUGGAGAGUCACUGGCUAGGAUGAACAAGAAGGACUCAUGGCUGUUCUGGUGGACUCUAUAUUUGACUGCUGCUGCAUGGAUUAUACUUGGGAUAUUCUCGCUCAUCAGACUUCAAGCUGAUUACCUUCUUGUUGUUGGAGUUUGCUUGAGCCUCAGCAUCGCAAAUAUUAUUGGGUUCACCAAAUGCAACAAAGAUGCCAAGAAGAACAUCCAGGAUUGGACAAGGAAUGCCCUUCUAUCAGGGAGCGUCAGGUCGCAUCUGCAGUCAGCAUUCGGUGUCUGAACAACCUACUCCUACGACCUAGUUAUACGUAUAGUGCUGUACAAUUUACAGAUAACAUGAUCGUUCACUAGAAUGCAUUUGUUUUGGUGUUUUUUGUUGGCUAUGUGCAUCUUGCUAGGCAGAGAACUGAAGAACUUUUUCAAAGCUGUGUAUCAACUCAAUGUAUACUGCUAUUAAAAUUUUAAUAAAAUCUAACUUUAUCCAAAAAAAA